Messenger RNA from Cladophialophora psammophila CBS 110553, 852 nucleotides. RefSeq lists its product as uncharacterized. The record is from RefSeq and is a predicted model, not a curated record. Gene Ontology annotation, molecular function: oxidoreductase activity. The transcript is spliced from 2 exons. The coding region runs from base 1 to 852 and encodes 283 amino acids. Lineage: Eukaryota; Fungi; Ascomycota; Eurotiomycetes; Chaetothyriales; Herpotrichiellaceae.
AUGGCCAUCCCCGACCAAACGACCACCAUAAACCCGAAUUCCUCCUCUUCACUGCAUGGGAAAGUCGCUUUGAUCACGGGCGGUUCUCGAGGGAUCGGUGCGGCAAUCGCACUCCAAUUCGCCCGCAAAGGCAUCGCCGCCGUCGCAAUAACAUACAUCUCUAACGCCAAAGCGGCCGAGGAGACCUUGUCCAGAUGCCGCUCCGUUUCCCCCGAUCUAAAAACGGUGGCUGUUCAAGCCGACAUCCUUGAUCCGUCCAUCGGUCCGAAUCUCAUUCCAAAAGUGCUCAAAGAGCUGAAGACGGACCGGAUCGACAUCGUCGUCAACAAUGCCGCCCUCAUCAACGACCUGGGUCUGAUUCAGCCUUUUGCCGACACCACCGCCGAGGUCUUCGGAAAGACAAUGCAGGGCAACGUCUUCGCGCCCAUUAGCAUCAUCAAUUCCGCAUUACCUCAUUUCCCGCCCAAGGGGGGUAGGGUGAUAAACAUCUCAAGUGUUUCAAGCAAGCUGGCGAAUCCUGAUCCGGUCUUGACGUACGGAGCGUCCAAAGCCGCGUUGGAUAGCAUCACACGAUCACUGGCAAGUCUCUUGGGCAUGAAGACCGGCGCGACGUACAACAGUGUGUCUGUGGGACCAACUAGCACGGAUACGGUGCAGGGCAUCAUCAAGGAGUUCGGGGAGUCGUGGAUCGAGGAGACAACCAAGCUAAUCACGGCCGAGAAAAGACUGGCUGAGCCCGAGGAUAUCGCCUUCGUGGUUGGCUUUCUCGCAAGUGACGAAGCAAGGUGGAUCAAUGGGGCCCAUAUCAUGGCAAAUGGAGGAAACAAGGAAUUGCUGGCUCUGCAGGGAUAG